Messenger RNA from Prunus avium (sweet cherry), 1212 nucleotides. The record is from RefSeq and is a predicted model, not a curated record. Lineage: Eukaryota; Viridiplantae; Streptophyta; Magnoliopsida; Rosales; Rosaceae.
AUGGAUGCCACCAGUACAGCCCUUGCUUCAUCCUCACCAUCCAAUUCCUCAAAACAUUGGAAAUACGACGUGUUCUUGAGCUUUAGAGGUGAAGACACACGCAAGAACUUCACUGACCACCUCUAUUGUACAUUAAUAGACAACAGGGUCAACGCCUAUAUUGAUGAGAAAGAACUACCAAGAGGCGAAAAUAUAUCAGAAGAACUAAAGCAAGCAAUCGAACAGUCUAGGAUCUCUGUCAUCGUCUUCUCAAACGGGUAUGCGGAUUCCACAUGGUGUCUUGAGGAGCUGGAGAAGAUCAUGGAGUGUAGAAGAAGAAGACUUAGCCAAAUGGUUUUUCCAAUUUUCUAUGAUGUUGAUCCUACACAAGUCAGGAAACAAACUGGUAGUUUUGCAGAAGCAUUCCAAAGACAUGAAGCGAACUUCCCUGAAGAUAAAGAUAAGAUACAGAGGUGGAGAUCUGCUUUGUUUGAAGCUGCAAAUUUGGCUGGCGGGAACCUUAAAAACAAUGAUGGGUAUGAAGGAAAGUUUGUAGAGAAAAUUGUAGCCGAGAUCACCAGAAAACUGAACAACAUAUGCUUACACGUAGCCACCAACGAAAUUGGAAUGACAUCCCGCAUGCAAGAAGUCAGUAAUUAUUUGCAUGUUGGAGGAUCAGAUGAUGUUCGCAUUAUUGGCAUUUGGGGUAUGAUCGGAACGGGUAAGACAACAGUUGCAAAAGCCAUUUUCAACAAAUUUUAUCGAAGUUUUCAAGGUGAAAGUUUUCUUGAAGUGAGCAAAGGGGAUAUGGUUAAAUUGCAAAAGCAACUUCUUUAUGAUAUCUUGAAACCAGCCAAAAUAGAGGUAAGUAGUGUCGCUGAAGGGACCAAGAAGAUAAAAGACAAACUUGGCAGCAUAAAGGUACUCGUCAUCUUUGAUCAUAUUGAUUCUGAGGAACAAUUAUGUGACUUAGCUAUAAACCGUGACUCGUUUGGUCCAGGGAGUAGAAUUAUUAUAACAACAAGAAACAAACAUUUUCUAGAGAUACUUGAGGUGGAUGAGACAUAUUUGGUACCACCAAUGAGUGAAGAAGAAGCUUUUCAGCUCCUUUGUUGUCGUGCCUUUACUAAGCAUCAUCCUAAUGAUGAGGGUUAUCUUAAACUCUUAAGAAAAGUUGCUAAAUAUUGUGGAGGUUUGCCAUGGGCACUUGAGGUUUUAGGCUAUCUUUCUUGA